Molecule: messenger RNA, 8806 nt
Organism: Limanda limanda (common dab)
Lineage: Eukaryota; Metazoa; Chordata; Actinopteri; Pleuronectiformes; Pleuronectidae
Gene: cul9
Product: cullin-9
Exons: 45
Coding region: 146-7948 (2600 amino acids)
Molecular function (GO): zinc ion binding
Source: RefSeq, a predicted model, not a curated record
UAAUGCGCAUCCAGCGACUCGCAGCGCUGACACUAACCCGGGACACUGACACUAACCCGGGACACCAACCCGGGACACGACGGCUCCACAGCGGGUCGGGAGCAGGACUCGAGCCGGGGAAAGCGUCUGGGACUCGGCCGCGACCAUGGUGGGCGAACGCCGCAAUGGGAACCUUCUGGUCCAGCUCGGCCCCAAGUUGCAGGCGUAUCCUGAGGAGCUGAUCCGCCAGCGCCGAACCCAUGAUAGCCAAACAGAGUACCUGAUCCGUUGGUGCCUCAUCACCAUCGAUGACGGCUCCAGCUCUGUGGGCGGGGCUAGUGAGACAAGUGGGGCGGGUGGUGGCAGCUCUGGAGUGGGCGGGUCCAGCAGCUCCACAUCAGGUGAAUCCAAACCGGAGAACAUCCUGAUGUGGAUGUCGACAGAGGAUGUGUACGCCAACUGCCCCACUCUGCUGGGCAAGAGGAAAACCGACACACAGCGCCCCCUGCAGCUCCACGAGAAGCAGCAGGGCUUCGAGACCGCAGACGGCGCCCAGAGGAGAGGUGGCGACGAGUUCCCGGCAGACGUCACCUUUGACGAGGUGGAGCUGUCGGACAUGAAGGAAGACGUGAAGAACCUGGUGUGUCGGGCAAGGAAGCAGAUGGCAAAAAAGAGCGACUUCUCCAUCAGCAUCACGCACACCAUCCACGUGCUGAGCGCCUACGCCGGCAUCGGCUCGCUGGUCGGCGUCUUCAAGGAGACGGGCGCCCUCAACCUGCUGAUGGAGCUGCUGUGCAACAAGGAGACGCAGACCCGACGCAGCGCCGGGAAGAUGCUCCGCGCCCUGGCCUCACACGACGCAGGAAGUCGAGCGUACGUCCUCCUGUCUCUCAGUCAGCAGGACGGCAUCGAGCAGCACAUGGACUUCGACAACCGCUACACGCUCCUGGAGCUGUUCGCCGAAACCACGUCCUCGGAGGAGCAUGGCAUCUCCUUCGAGGGGAUUCACCUGCCUCAGAUUCCGGGGAAGCUACUCUUCUCUCUGGUGAAGCGUUACCUGUGCGUCACGUCUCUCAUGGACAAACUCAACACAGCGGGGACGGAUUCGUCCUCUGACAGACAGGAAGCCAGCCCCUCCACCAGCGCCGGCCACCACACGGAGCACCUGAGGGUCCAGCGGGAGUUCGACUUCACCAUGGCUAUGGCCAAUCUGAUCUCAGAACUGGUCCGAGUGAUGGGCUGGGACCGCAACCGCCUGCUCCCCAACGGCUCCGCCCACUGCCCCGGAGGAGGAGUCGCCGGGGAAGAGCAGGUGGAGGAGGCGUCUCCCCCUGUCCUCAGGUCCAUCUUCCAGCCUCGAUUCUGCACCUCCCCCAUCGCUCUCCCCAUCAGCUCGGCCGUCGCAGCGCCCGCCAUCACACCGCCGAAGAAGAAGUUGGGAAACGGAUUCAAAACGCGCUCCGACUUCGCCUGCCGGUCAGCCUACGUGGAGUACGUCCAGGACAACCUGAAGAGCGGCAUGAUGGUCCGCAUGCUGGAGGACUACGAGGAGGUGAGCGCUGGCGAUGAAGGAGAAUUUCGCUACAGCAAUGACGGCUCGCCACCCGUUCAGGUGUACUGGAACUCGCUGUCCAGGACAUACUGGGUCCACUGGCACAUGGUGGAGAUCCUGGGCAGCGGCAGCAGCACUCAGGCCGAGAAAGAAACGCAGGAAAAAGCCUCGUCCCUCACAGAGACGCUCAAACUCACCGCAGUGAAUCAGACAUUCUUCUCAAAGCCGCCUGGUGGUCUCUACUCGCUGCCGUACCUGUUGGAGGGUCUGCAGGCAGAGCCGGCAGCUCUGAGCCGAGCAGAGUGGUGGGAGAUAAUCUUCUUCAUCAAGAAGCUGGAGGCCAAGCAGCAGCAGGAAAUGAACAGCAUCCUGCUGCAGAGCCUUGAGGAGCAGGUAACACGCAGACAACACAGCAAUCAGAGAAAAUGCUGGGAAACUGAGCCUUUGGAUGGAGACCUUGACGACUCGUACCUGAUCAGUCUCUAUGUCCCUGGAGACAUGGCCAAGAAGCUGCUUCACUACCUGAAGCAGAAGCUGCCGUCGUCGUGUCUGAGCGACCUGCUGUGCUCCCACGCCUUCUCCAAACACUAUCUGAGGAGAGGAGGAGGACGUCUGGAGGAUGAAGAGCUGCUGGCUGAAAGCUCUCUGACUUCAUCAGCGCUGGGAGGAGGAGCUCCAGGCUCCUCGUCGUCAUCAGUCAUGGGUUCGGUCUCAAAGAAACUGAAGAAGGAGGUUCCUGCCGAUUCAGAGAUGGAGAGCGAGCUGCCAGCAGAGGACGACAGCGAGCUCCCUGAUGACCUGGAGCUCAAGAUCACAGUGUUUAAUAACCUCAUGGUCCAGGGGAAGAAGACGGCGUUGGAGAAGAUGGGGGAGGUGGUGGACGUCUUGAAGAAGGGGGGGUCGGGCUCAGACCGGGUGCAGCAGCUUGCUGCUGUGCUCUUCAUCACCAGACUGAUGGAGGAGAGAGGAGUCCAGGAGAAAAACUACAUGAGGAGCGAAUCUGCUCAGACCAUACGGGACAAGGUGCUGAAGCUGCUCGUGGAACUUGUGUCGUCGUCGUGUAAAGACGUAGUGAUCAGCACGCUGAGACUCAUUCACCUUCUCAUGCUGAAAUAUGAGUGGAGAGUUUCCUUCGCCACUGAGGGCGGAGUCAAAGCCAUCCUGACUUGCAUGCAGGGGUUCUCGUCGGUCACACAUGUUCAGCAGCUGGCGCUCGCGACUCUGAAGGUGAUCACUGGAGCCAGUAAACACGACCUCCGCAGCGUGGGCAGUGGUCUUCCUCUCUCCGAGUCAGGCACUCAAAUGAUGUUGGAGAUCUUUGCCAGCAUCGGCUCAGCCACGCCCGAAGGCUCCCAAGGGCUGCUGGGAGCCAUCCCCUCCGCCAUCGACCUCAUGCUCAAGACUAAAGGCUGCAUGCUGUCAGUGCGUAACGGCCUGCUUGUUAUCAUCAUGCUCAUCUCCAACCAUAAGAGUCUGGCGGAGCAGCUGGUAGCAUGUGAAGUCACCACCGUCCUCAAGAAAUGUCUGACUCUGUCCCGAGCGGAGACCAUGCUCGCCAUCAUCGCUCUCAACCAUAUCUCCAUGGUCCACAAACUGGAGAGCAAAGACGAUCUUGAACAGCUGGACUUUGAGCUCCAGAUGUUGGUUGUGAGUCUGAAGGAACUGACAGCGACUAAAGAGGUUAUUCAGACUCUGGAGCAGCUGUUGUGUGACGACGCCUCACAAUUGGAGGAUGAACGCACUCAGGUAACUCACAGUCGUGACACGUACCAGGACCUUGUUCGUCUGAUGGAGCAGCACCGAGCCGACCGAGCCGUGCAGCUCUCCAUCCUCAGGAUCCUGAACAAGAUCCUGGACAACUACCAGGAGGAUGUGCUGCCGUGGCACGAGAGCAUUGAGCCCUGCCUAUCAUCGAUGACGGCAUUCGUCAACGACAGAGAGGUGGUCCAGCAGUUUGUCCGCUUCCUGUACCGGCUGGCGUCCCUGAACAAAGACUACGCCGUGGUGAUGUGUCGUCUGGGGAUGAAAGACGCUCUGGUGAAAGCUCUGGACAAACAUGGCACCAACCUGCUGCUAGUCACCGAGCUCCGUGACCUCAUCUCCGACUGCGAGAAGUAUGCCAGCCUCUACAAGAAGAUGACCACCAGUGUCCUGGCCGGCUGUAUACAGAUGGUUCUGGGUCAGAUCGAGGAGCACCGCCGCAGCCAUCAACCAAUCAACAUCCCCUUCUUCGACGUCUUCCUCAGGAACCUGUGCCAAGGGUCUAGCGUGGAGCUGAAGGAGGAUAAGUGCUGGGAGAAGGUGGAGGUUUCAUCCAAUCACCAUCGAGCUAACAAACUGACCGACAAGAACCCCAAAACAUACUGGGAGUCUAACGGCUGCACAGGGUCACACUUCAUCAACGUCUACAUGCACAAAGGAGUCGUCAUCAGGCAACUGGCCAUCCUGGUGGCCAGCGAGGACUCUAGCUAUAUGCCGGCCCGGGUUCUGGUUCUGGGAGGAGACGACCCAACCAACAUCAACACGGAGCUCAACAUUGUGAACGUGACUCCUUCAGCCAGUCGCGUGGUUCUGCUGGAGAACAUGACUCGCUUCUGGUCCAUCAUCCAGAUCAGGAUCAAGAGAUGUCAGCAGGGCGGGAUCGACACUCGGGUCCACGGGUUCGAGGUUCUGGGUCCAAAGCCCACAUUCUGGCCGGUGUUUAAAGAGCAGCUGUGUUGUCGGACGUACCUGUUCUACAGCACCAAGGCUCACACCUGGUGUCAGGAAGUGAUGGACGACAAGACGCAGCUGCUGCAGCUCUUCAACAAGCUGAACAGCGCUCUGAGACAUGAGCAGAUGUUUGCUGAUCGUUUUCUUCCUGACGCUGAAGCGGCUGAAGCUCUGGGUCGAACCUGCUGGGAGGCGCUGAUCACCCCCAUCGUCCACAGCAUCACACAGUCAGAAUCCUCAGCGUCUAGCCCUCUGUCCUGGCUGCUCAGCGAGUACCUGGAUAACACUGAGUCAGCCCGUCGCUGCAAAAGUCGGGCGGCCAUCUUUAACUCCAGAGUGAGACGUCUCACACACCUGCUGGUUCACGUGGACACGAGUCAAAUGGACGGCGAGGAGCUGAAACCGCCCGUCAAAUCCAAAGGUCUCAACAGAAGCAAAGAGCAGAAGAAUGGUAAAGAUGGUAAAAACAAAGACGCCACCUCUGCCUCGUCUUCCUCUUCAUCUUCCUCAGCAAAACCCAAAGUGAAGAGCAGCAGUAGCAUUGCAGGCAUCGCCCUCUGUUGGCAGGGGGUGGUAAAGCGCCAGGUAAAGAAGUUCCUGGAGUUGAACUGCAGGCAUCCCGACUUCGUGGAGCGCUACCGGACUCUGUACCUGCGGCUGAAGAACGCCAUGGAGGAGCUGUUCGGGCAGCAGACGGCGUUUGUCCUCGCCCUUCGACACGGCUUCUCUGCUGCGCUGCUGCAGCUCUCCAUCCUCCGAGCCAUGCACGUGAGUGAGCGUUUUGCUCAGUACAUCGAUCAGAUGAUUCAGGUUGGCGGCGCGGCGUCCGGCACCGUGGCAACUCUGGAGCGGCUGCAGCAGUUUCUGGAGCCGAUGCUCUUCCUGUCGGGCCUGGAGCUCGCCAACACCUUCGAACACUUCUACAGGUACUACCUGGGCGACCGGCUGCUGGCUCAGGGCAAUGUUUGGUUAGAGACCGCUGUCAUCAAUCAGAUCGGCAGCUGCUUCCCAAACCGCUUCCCUCAGCAGAUGCUGAAGAACCUGAGCGAGUCGUCCGAGCUGCAGCAGGAGUUUCACCUGUACAGGCUGCAGCAGUUCGACUGCCGACUGCAGGAGCACGACCAGAUGACACAAGAGUGGGAGGAGUCAGAGGAUGAGGCCGAUGCCCAGGUUCUGGUUCUGUCUCCUCGUUGUUGGGCUGUGUCCUCGCUCUGCUUCCUGGACCAACCAGCAAAACAUUUUUCACCCGAACUUUGCUCCUAUCUGCACCAGUUCACCCAGUUCUACACUCACAGUCAGUCCAUGUAUGGUCUGAGUCACUCCAAGCCUCGGCGGCUGCAGUGGACGUGGCUCGGACACGCUGAGCUGCAGCUCGGCUGCUGGACGCUGCACGUGUCCACGCUGCAGCUGUUCAUCCUGCUGCAGCUCAACCAGCAGGAGGAGGUUCAGGUGGACGCCAUGCUGCACGCCACAGGUCUGUCAGCCGCCAUGUUUCUGCAUGCUCUGAUGCCGCUCGUUAGUGAGGGAGGACCGCUGAUCUGCAGCCAGCUGGACGAUCCCUGCCAAGGUGUGGUGAGUUUGAACCAGCAGGUGGCGUCUCGCAGCCUGGACGGCGUCCCCCAGUCGCUCCGGCUGCUGCCGGCGCAGACGUACCUGAACGUGGACGAGGACGCGGCCCGGUCGCUGGAGAGGAAGAGGAACUACAUCUACUGCCUGAUCGUUCACAUCAUGAAGCAGGAGAAGGAGAUGCACAUCGACAACCUCGUCUUUAAGGUUCUAGAAUCGUGUCAGAAACAGGAUGCGUCUCGUUCUCCGGGUGCAGGUCGGUUCAGCUGCAGCACCAGCGACGUGCUCUCCUGCAUCAUGCACGUCAUCGCUAAAGGCUGCGUCCGCCGCAAUGAGGAGAACCCGCACAUCGUGGAGUUCCUCCCCGAGGACCCGUCCACUCCCAAGAAGGGUCAGGCCCAGUUCUGCUUGAGCCGCACUGACUUAAGGAAGGACACGGCCACCGCCGAACACCAAGCAAACACCCGCCUGGCUUCAGGUCUGCAGCCGUUUGACGAUGGCGUUCUGGAUGCGGUUCUGUUCUCGAUGGGUCGGACGAUGACUCAGGAGGAAGUGUGUCAGCUGAUGCAGAGGACGGUCCAGCAGGUGUCUGGGACUCUGAGUCUGGACCUGGACCGGGCCGAGCACCUGCUGGUUCACUGUAAGUGGAACGUGGACCUGCUGGUGCAGCGCUACACCGACGACCCGGACUCCCUCAUCAUGGCCGCCGGAAUCGAGUGCCGAAACCCUCAGCCGCCCCCGAGCCCCGCCUCCACCUGCCCCGUCUGCCUGGGCCCCUGCAGCCCCCCCACGGAGCUGGUCCCCUCACUGAGCUGCAUGCACUACUGCUGCAAGUCGUGCUGGCAGGAGUACCUGACGGCGAGGAUCGAACAGAACCUGGUGAUGAACUGUAACUGUCCAAUCACAGACUGCCAGGCUCAGCCCACGUCUCAGUUCUUUCUCAGCAUCCUCACUGACAAAGACACCGUCGCCAAGUAUGAGAAGGCCAUGUUGCGGGUGUACGUGGAGUGUUGUUCUAACCUGACGUGGUGCACCAACCCUCUGGGCUGUGAUCAGAUUCUCUGUACGGAGAACAUGGGCAGCAUGGGAACCUGCUCCAAGUGCCGCUGGUCGUCCUGCUUCAGCUGCAACUUCCCCGAGGCUCAUUAUCCAUCCAGCUGCAGUCACAUGUCUCAGUGGAUGGACGACGGAGGAUUUUAUGAAGGGAUGAGUUCAGAGGCUCAGAGCAAACAUCUCGCCAAGCUCAUCUCCAAACGCUGCCCGAGCUGCCAGGCUCCGAUCGAGAAGAACGAGGGCUGCCUGCAUAUGACGUGUGCCAAAUGUAACCACGGGUUCUGCUGGCGAUGUCUGAAACCAUGGAAACCAACACACAAAGAUUACUACAACUGCUCUGCCAUGGUGAGUAAAGCAGCACGUCAGGAGAAGAAGUUCCAGGAUUAUAAUGAGAGAUGCACCUUCCACCAUCAGGCCAAGGACUUUGCCGUCAACUUGGAGAACAAAGUGUCGUCGAUUAAUGAAGCUCUGCAGAUUAAGUCGCUGACCUUCGUCAUCGACGCCUGUAAAGUCCUGGCUCAGGCUCGGAAGGUACUCGCCUACUCCUGCGUCUACAGUUACUACAACCAGGAGACGGAGAAGAUGGAUGUGAUGGAGCAACAGACGGAGGCUCUGGAUCUUCACACCAAUGCUCUGCAGAUCCUGCUGGAGGAGACGCUGCUGCAGUGCACGGACCUGGCCUCGUGUGUGCGGCUGCUGAAACCAGAACACCUGAACACCGGACUGGAACUGAUCCGACGCAUCCAGGAGCGGCUGCUCGCCAUCCUGCAGCACUCCACCCAGGACUUCCGGGUGGGUUAUCAGACGAAGAGCAGUCAGGAACUGGACUCGACUCUGGCGUCCAACCUGUCCAACCUGUCCAACCAAGGGGACGCCAACAAAGUAUCUAAGUCAGAAGCUGUAGACUCGGAUAACAACAACAACACAGGAGAGGAGGGGGGCGAGGAUGAGGACGACGAGUACGAUGAAGAAUUCGUCCCCGAGUGGCACGAGGACUACGACGAGGACGAUAUAGACGAGGACGACUUCUUCUCUGACGACGACGAGUCUGAGAAUCUGGAACGGGACUUCAGCCCCUUCGACUGACGCAAAGGGAAGUCAAACGUGUCGAAGGAAGAAAGGUAGAGUCGGGCCCCGCCCCCUCUUCACCACUAUCCAACGCCACCUGUAAACGAUGGAAGACGGACAGCGGGGAGUCCUCCUUCACCUGAAGCCCCGCCCCCGAACACAGCUGCACUGCUUCGCCACUCGCUGUUUUUCACCUGUGAUGUCAGAGCGCGAGACGACGAGGGCCACGAGACCGAAAAACACUAAAUGUUCUGACUUUCACCUGUGCAUUUUUUUUAUUAAAAUGAUAAGUUCAAUGUUCAUUUUUUUACAUCAAGGUCAAGAUUUGACAUUUUUUGAGAAUCAAUUUGAACCAGUUCAGACUGAGUCUGAGUUUGAUUUAAAAUUUAAAUUUUAUGAUCCUGAUUAAAAUCGCAGCAGAAGCGUUUUUCUCUCGUUCUCCUCGUCGGCUCGUUCUUGGUUCUGAACCUUUUCUGCUUCGUGAUCAGAAGGAAAUGUUUUAAAAAAGGAAGAGAUUUAUUAAUCCAUAGUCAGGCUGUCCUCUCGAUUAUCUUUUUCUUCCUGUUGCUACCUUGUCUUUGGUCAUCACUCGUUCUUUGGUUUGUUUUUACGAUGGAGGUUGUCUUCGUUUGAGAGGAAAUAAUUAAAGCAACAUUAACAGUUUUCUACGUGUCUGAAGAAUCUGCAAUAACUGAUCUGUUGAUUAUUCUCUGUCAUUUGUUAAACAAAGACUGUCGGGAUGUUUCUGGUUUGUUGUCGAGCGACAUCUGAUGUUAAUCUGUAAUUUAGACAGAUGUUAUAUUCAUAUGGUCGAAGUCUGAAAAGUUCUUUCUGUUUCUUGCAAAAAUAAUUAAAAGCUUUUUCUGCUGCGCUGCA